UACAUGUUUAAUCUUCCCACAGGCAGUUCAAAACCAGUAUGCUCAAGAGUGUGGCGAUUAUUUUAAGCGGCAAUGUGAAGCGCCACUACGAGACAAACUACAGAGUAUCUUUUGAGCAGGUUAACACGGAGGAUGGAUUUUGGUCCAACAGGGGGAUGGCACCCCCCCUCCCCCCUCAAAUCGCCUACUGGGGAACGGGAGACUCUGUGUAUAGAUGAGAAGACCAUUUACCUGGCUCAAUUUGUUCACCCGCCACUAGCGAACCAACUCAUGCACAACUCUUUUGGUUCUGUAUUCUGUAAUAUAGUUGGAAGUUAACCCGGCUCUUAUGCACAACUGCGCAUGCACCAAACAGGAGCUGGAUUUUAAAUUCACUUCCACUUGCGAAUCGAGUUAACUCGUUCCUCUUUAAGAGUCGUUCAAAAAGAACAAUUUGAUCACGAAUCUAACAUCACUAAAUCUGUGUGCUGACUGCAAGGCUUAGCACAACCAGCAUAACCGGCCUAAGAUGGCAACCUUGUUAUUGGCGUUUUUUCAUUUCGCACAGGGCAGGAUUAUGCAAUUAACACAUUUCAGACAAUUCCAUAAGUACGGAAAUGCAACAUACAUAUUGUUAGGUCUACACAUUUUAAAUGGUUUAUGUAUAUUUUGAACUGUUUUUGAGACAUUAACAUGAAGAUAUGUUAUUUCAUUCUAUCUUUCACCAACCCAGCCUGUCUCUGUGGUUCCGUUUUGGUGUUACAGCCAACAACUCUGAGCUGAGCUUCCUGCUACUCUUCUCCUUGAGUCUGUGUUUCCUGUGUUCUCUGACCUUCAUCGGCCGGCCUUCUGAGUAGUCCUGCAUGCUGCGACACAGCAUCACCUUUGUCCUCUGUAUCUCUUUUGUUCUGGGGAAAACAAUAGUGGCGUUAAUGGCCUUCAGGGCCACACUUCCUGGUAGUAAUGUGAUGAAAUGGUUUGGGCCUGCACAGCAGAAACUCAACGUUCUGGGCUCAGCCGUAGGCUUUUGGGCUGUACUUGGUUACAUAGGACUUCUGGCCAUGUUGUGUUUUAUUCUUGCUUUUCUGGCUCGGAAACUGCCUGAUAAUUUCAAUGAAGUCAAAUUUAUCACUUUCAGCAUGCUGAUAUUCUGCGCAGUAUGGAUCACUUUUAUCCCAGCGUAUGUCAGCUCUCCUGGGAAGUUCAGUGUUGCUGUGGAGAUAUUUGCUAUUCUGGUGUUAAGCUUUGGCCUAAAUCUAGUAGUUUUGGUACCUAAACCUAACCAAACUGCGACUGUUUUACAACAUUUACAUGUGUUUAUUAUUGUUACCAUGAUGACGAAGGUCCAGUACGCCUGUCAUUGGUAAUAGCCAACAGUAAUAAAAGUUGUUUUGGGGAACGGUCAUAUAUGUGGUUUUGGAAGUCAUUGGAAAACAACCUGUUCUGUUG
Messenger RNA from Siniperca chuatsi (mandarin fish), 1428 nucleotides. Its product is annotated as vomeronasal type-2 receptor 26-like. Gene Ontology annotation, molecular function: G protein-coupled receptor activity. Lineage: Eukaryota; Metazoa; Chordata; Actinopteri; Centrarchiformes; Sinipercidae. The record is from RefSeq and is a predicted model, not a curated record. Gene Ontology annotation, cellular component: membrane. Gene Ontology annotation, biological process: G protein-coupled receptor signaling pathway.